AUGGUGGCGGGGGCGGCUGAGGCAGCGGCGGCCGUGGUGGAGGUCGGCUCAACCGGGCAGUUUGAGGAGCUGCUGCGCCUCAGAGCCAAGUCCCUUCUUGUGGUCCAUUUCUGGGCACCAUGGGCUCCGCAGUGCGCUCAGAUGAACGAUGUGAUGGCAGAGCUCGCCAGAGAGCACCCACGAGUCUCGUUUGUGAAGUUGGAAGCAGAAGCUGUUCCUGAAGUAUCUGAAAAAUAUGAAAUUAGUUCUGUUCCCACCUUUCUGUUUUUCAAGAAUUCUCAGAAAAUCGACCGAUUAGAUGGUGCCCAUGCCCCAGAGUUGACCAAAAAAGUGCAGCGACAUGCGUCUAGCGGCUCCUUCUCACCAAGUGGUGGUGAGCACCCAAAGGAAGACCUCAGCCUGCGCCUGAAGAAGUUAACUCACGCUGCCCCUGCAUGCUGUUCAUGA
Messenger RNA from Rangifer tarandus platyrhynchus (Svalbard reindeer), 447 nucleotides. NCBI's taxonomy places the organism in Eukaryota, Metazoa, Chordata, Mammalia, Artiodactyla, Cervidae. The record is from the annotation of a GenBank genome assembly.